Molecule: messenger RNA, 1289 nt
Organism: Chara braunii
Lineage: Eukaryota; Viridiplantae; Streptophyta; Charophyceae; Charales; Characeae
Source: the annotation of a GenBank genome assembly
CCGAGAGAGGUGGAAGGUGCUGGGAGAGGGAGAGAUGGCGUCUAUAUGGGUAGACGAUUUGGAAGCAGGUGCUGGAGAUUCUGGAGAAGAGCGGUUGCAUGAUUACGUGGAGUACGUGGAAAACAACGAGUUUAUUCGCAAACAUCAGUCGAGAGGAGUUCGCAUUUACUCUGAAUCGUAUCCUCUCGUCCACAUGCUGAGAUACCAUUCUACGGCGUUAAGGAUGGUCCUCCGUACUGCUGAAUUCUACUUCUUGCUCGUUUUCCAUUCUUUCCUUCUCGUCGCAUUCCGAUUGUACGGCAGGCUUGUCGUUGAUGGUGAAGUCGAGCGCUUUGCCAGUAACGGCCGCCCCCGCAGUCAUUGGCCUCGUAUUUCUAACGAGCUCUUCACAAUCUUGUCCCCUCUUGUGGUUUUUCUCCUUGUCUUCUACAAUAAUCAGGCCUACAACAGGUACAUGGAACAGUUCUUCCUCGCCCGACUCAUUGAGGGCCGUAUGAGGUACAUGACCGCCCGAUUGCGUGCCUUCUUCCGGCGACAACCCUUUCCUGCAGCUGAGCAGUCGAUGCGAUCUAUUUUUAGAACUAUGGUGGUGGCUCAUUACUCUCUCUUCUUUCGGCUUCCUCGGUACGUCAGGCAUGGUGUCGACAAGUGGGGGUCAGACUACUUGCUCAAAUGCCAGCUUAUCACAGCCGAGGAGAAGCAAUUCCUAGAGAAGAAGACAGGCCCGCAAAUCUUCGCAGAGGCAAUGGCAUUCGCCACGGAACUGCUGGCAGAACAUCUUCGACAAGGACACAUAGAUAGCCAAGUGUACGGCUAUUUCCAGGAGGAUUUCCAAGUUCUAGCUCGAUACAUAAUGACAAUCACUAGCUACGCGAACCACCCAGUUCCGUUCGCGUACUACCACUUAACGACAGUCCUCACGGUCAUGCUGUUGAUGUUGGUCGCCUAUUCGUUCAUCUUCUACGACUCCAUAUUCACGAUUGUGGUGUACGGCCUGCUGUGUUUGGUCGUUCUAGGGCUGAGAGACUUGAGUGCGGCUCUGUCGGACCCGUUUGGCACGGACGAUGUGGACUUUCCGACGAUCUUACCCACGGCAAGAACUCACAGGGACAUGGAGGACAUCCUAGAUAGGGAUAGCGUUUUCGGUCGGGUAAUGGCGAAAGGUAGUGAGAGUAGGCAGCGACAGCGCUAUCGGGAUUGGGUCGUGGGAGGGGUACAGGACAUGCUCAUGAAGCAGCUUAGGAAGACUUCGUGACAGGGCCACGCCAACGGACAGGCUCCGGAACAGG